AAUGUAGUGAAAAAGAAAGUUGCUGUAACUAAGGCAAGCAAUGUCCGAUCUUCCCCAAACUGCAUACGUGUGAUAGGUGUUCUGCUCUGAACAAACACCCAUGACCAAAUUUAGUAAUAGUCAUAACGCCACCUUCUGGUAACAGGAAGUGACAAGGUUAACAAUGUUAUGGAUCCCUAGGAACAAAUUAAAAAGUGUCAAAAAGUGUUAAAUAGGCUGGCAACAUGCUAGAAACAUAAUAAAUCAUGCUAGCAACACUUAGCUAAGUGUUGAAGCAUUCUACUAAGGCAGUGAAAAAGGAAUUUGCUGUAACUAAGGCAAGCAAUGUCCGAUCUUCCCCAAACUUCAUACGUGUGAUAGGUGUUCUGUCCUGAACAAAAACCCAUGAAAAAAUUCAGUUAUAGUCAUAGCGCCACCUGCUGGUAACAGGAAGUGACAUGGUUAACACUUUUUCAGACUCCUAGGAACAUUUUAAAAAGUGUAAACAAGUGUUAAAUAGGUUGGCAACAUACUAGAUACAUACUAAUACAUGCUAGCAACACUUAGCUUAGUGCUAAAGCAUGCUAAUAAUGUUCUGAAAAAGGAAGUUGCUGUAACUCAGGCAAGCAAUGUCCGAUCUUCCCCAAACUUCACACGUGUGAUAGGUUUUCUGUUCUGAACAAACACCCAUGACCAAAUUCAGUUAUAGUCAUAGCGCCACCUGCUGGUAACAGGAAGUGACAAGGUUAACACUGUUAUGGACUUCUAAGAACAAAUUAAAAAGUGUCAAUAAGUGUUAAAUAGAGCUUGGCAACCGACGUCACUGCGCAGUGCAUUCUGGGAUGUAAACAAUAGGGCGCCGCCAUACUGUGAGGCCACCACACAAGCCGGUAACCAAAGAAACCAUACACAAUAGCGCAGUACACAAUGUAAGUAUAUAUAAGAAUGCUUAAAACUAGUUUAAAACAAGGUGGAUUGUACAGAGACAAACUCCUACCGGACACCAAGAAGCGCUAUAUUGAAAAAAUCAACUUUAUUGGAAAUGUCGAUCCUUAUGAAGUCCCAACAGACCAGUGGAUCCGCGACCCUGACGCCUUACCUCCCAUCACGUUUCCUCAUAUUUUUACAUAUUUUGUUUGUGGUGUCAGUGCUUAUACUGCUGAGCAAUUUCGUAACUAUAAGUCUCUGGAAGCCCACGUUCAGUUUACUAAUGGUUGGGUACAUGACCUGGAGAGUUUUAAGCCUGUCAGCGGUGAAAACACUGUCGUCCGAACGAAGGUCAUGCACUCUCAGCGACUGAAUGAACCACCUUUAAAGCCAUGGGUGAUCAUCAGCAACAGUGGGAAGGUGGAGUGUGCACACUGCACGUGUAUGGCAGGAGUAGCGGAGACAUGUACCCAUGUAGGGGCUCUGUUAUUUAAAGUUGAGGCUACUUUUCGGAUUCGUGGGAAAAAAACUGUCACAGAUGUACCGGCAUACUGGGUUUUGCCCAGCAAUUUGAGCAAGAUUACAGCUGAAGUGGGAUACAAAAUUGACUACACCUCAUCUGCUAGGCAAACAAAAAUGCUUGACCAGCGCAUAACUGCACCCUCCACUGCGCCAGGCAUAAGGAGUCGUGCCAAAAAAAGAAAAAUUCCCCAAGCUAAACUUGAUGAAUUGUCAACCCUGCUUGACACACUGCUGCAGCAUAGCAAGGCUGUUGGUUUGUCAGGGAUGAAUAAGUAUUACACAAUGUACACAGACACCGUACAGCCCUCUGCAGUGCCCGAAUGCCUUGCCACAUCUCUGUGUGAUAAAAUAAUAGAUUCAAAUUCCCUUUCAGCUCUUCAUCUAAAUUGUGAGAAAUACAGAGAUGCUGCAAAUGUGACUGAUGAGCAGGCAUCAUCUAUUGAGAUGUGCACAAGACAACAGCAUCAAUCUUCUGCUUGGUAUGCAAGUCGGACUGGAAGAAUUACUGCCUCAAACAUGCAUGCAGUCUUUGCCACCAGUAUAGAAAAGCCAGCCCUGACUGUUAUUAAAAAGGUGUGCAACCCACAACACACAGUGUCAACUGUACAAACCAGAUGGGGUAUAGAGCAUGAGAUGGAUGCUCAAAAGACCUACCUUCACACCAGAGCCCCACAUCACACUAACCUAAAAGUCGAAAAGUGUGGUUUUAUAAUUAACCCCAGGUUUCCUGAAGUUGGAGCCUCUCCUGAUGGACUUACAAUGUGCGAUUGCUGUGGGAAAGGCUGCCUUGAAGUUAAGUGUCCCUUCAAAUAUAGAUCAAGCACCAUCCAACAGGCCUUAGAAACAAAGGACAAAAACUUCUGUCUUGAGUUGUCCUAUGAAAAGCUUCAGCUUAAGAAAACACACAGUUAUUACACACAGAUGCAGACGCAAAUCUUUGUCACUGGAUCCAACCACUGUGACCUUGCUGUUUGGACUCUGAAGGACUUUGUAGUCGUACGGGUCUUUCCGGACCAGGAAUUCUGGGAUCUACGUCUACAGAAAGCACACAAAUUCUUUGAGAAAGUUUGCCUUCCAGAGCUUAUAGCAAAAUAUUACUCAAAGAAUACACCAAAGGUACUAUAGGCUCACUUGCACAGCCAAUGUAGUCUGGGUUUUACACUGUAUAUAUUUAUAUAUGAAAUUUGUUCUCAACAUGAUUGCACUAUAUAAUAUAUAUAUAUAUAUUUGCCGUUUCUGAAGAUGUUUACAGAGACAUGUUUACAUUUAUCGCUGGAAAAAUUAAUCAGUUUGUUCUCAACAUGAUUGCACUGUAUACGAGAUAUGUAUUAAGUUUGUUCUCAACAUGAUUGCACUGUAUACGAGAUAUGUAUUAAGUUUGUUCUCAACAUGAUUGCACUGUAUACGAGAUAUGUGUUAAGUUUGUUCUCAACAUGAUUGCACUAUAUAAUAGAUAUAUAUAUAUAUAUUUGCCAAUUCUGAAGAUGUUUACAGACAUGUUUACAUUUAUCGCUGGAAAAAUUAAUCAGUUUGUUCUCAACAUGAUUGCACUGUAUACGAGAUAUGUAUUAAGUUUGUUCUCAACAUGAUUGCACUGUAUACGAGAUAUGUGUUAAGUUUGUUCUCAACAUGAUUGCACUAUAUAAUAGAUAUAUAUAUAUAUAUUUGCCAAUUCUGAAGAUGUUUACAGACAUGUUUACAUUUAUCGCUGGAAAAAUUAAUCAGUUUGUUCUCAACAUGAUUGCACUGUAUACAAGAUAUAUAUGAAGUUUGUUCUCAACAUGAUUGCACUGUAUACGAGAUAUGAAGUUUGUUCUCAACAUGAUUGCACUGUAUAUGAUAUAAGUUUGAUCUCAACAUGAUUGCACUUUAUAUAAUAGAUAUAUAUUUGCAGUUUCUGAAGAUGUUUACAUUUAUUGCUGAAAAAAUUCAAGUUGUUUUUGUACUUGCAAAUUUCAUUUUUAUUAAACCAGUUUAUUUCUAAAAUUCA
This is a messenger RNA of Carassius gibelio (silver crucian carp), 3418 nucleotides long. RefSeq lists its product as uncharacterized. Lineage: Eukaryota; Metazoa; Chordata; Actinopteri; Cypriniformes; Cyprinidae. The record is from RefSeq and is a predicted model, not a curated record. The transcript has 2 exons. Bases 925 to 2553 code for a protein of 542 amino acids. Gene Ontology annotation, molecular function: zinc ion binding.